Cydia fagiglandana is the source of this 5952-nucleotide messenger RNA. RefSeq names its product PWWP domain-containing protein 2A-like. Bases 17 to 1651 code for a protein of 544 amino acids. Lineage: Eukaryota; Metazoa; Arthropoda; Insecta; Lepidoptera; Tortricidae. Gene Ontology annotation, cellular component: nucleus; chromocenter. Gene Ontology annotation, molecular function: chromatin binding. The record is from RefSeq and is a predicted model, not a curated record. The transcript has 3 exons.
AUUAUAUUAACAAAAUAUGGCGGCUGUUGCUGCAACAGCCGAUAUGACGAUUCAAAAGAAUUCACAAAUAUUAGUGCAUGUCGAGGAAGCGUUGGCUGAUUUAAUAGUGGUUUCCUACAGUUCUGAAAAUAAGAAAUUUCAAGGUGUACUUUUGGACUCUAACAAAGGUAAUUUGCCUUUUGGAGUAUACAGUCUCAACCCAGCGUUUUCCAAAUCAACUCCAUCCACCGAUAAUACCGAUGAUAAGCUACAUUCCGCUAGUCAAAGAUUCACAUACCAGGAGCCUCAGUAUGCGACCGAAAACCCGAACAAGCCUAAAAAGAAUGGGCCCAAGGCUAAACCGCAGCAAAAGCAAAAGAUGACGGUGCGAUUGAGACCGCGAAAGGUCUUGUGCUCCAAUUGUAAAGGCAUCUGUAAUGAGAACAGCGAAAACGUGGACGUGUCUAAGAAACGGAAGCUCGACUCCGAUGACGACACUGCCCACGAUAACAUCGAACCAUCAAAUUCCAGGAAAAAGUAUCUCGAGGGCAACUCUCUAAUACCAAGAAUAUCGCGUCUGCAGCCGAGUGAGAUAUCUAACGCCAUGAAAGGGUCCUCUAAAAACUCUAAUAAGAGUAGUGAAAAGUCAAGUGUCAAGGUUGAAAGUUCACUUUAUAGCCCUACAAAAGAAAUGGCGUUUGUUAGCGUAUCCAGUGAUAGUGAGAAAGAUGCUAAGGAUAAUGAUCCUUCAUUCACAUCCAUGUUCCAGAGUGCAAGAACAUUAAAAAUAUGUUUUGGUGAAGGUGAAGGUACUGUAGUCAAAAUACCGCCCAUCACAGGAGACUACAAUGAGGACUCUGGUGUGUCAUGUGACAUGGCUAAACCUACUAAACCAGAUUUAAAGGCUGCGAAAAAAGCAUUGAAAAAAGCUAAAAAACAAGCCAAGAAAAACACGAUUACAAUCAAGACAGUGGUACGGAGUUCACCUAAACAUAUUGGAGCUCUGUCUCCCCGUAACAAUGUUUCCAAUAGCCCACAUCCUGCUGUGGAUCCCCUAGAAAAGAAACAAAAACACAAGGCAAAACAUAAAAAGAAACACAAGUUCCAAAAGACCCGGGAUGAAAAUGUUACUGAAAGUGAGUCUAUUAAUUACUUUAGUGAUAUUAAAGAGCACUGCCUAAAACAGAAGCUGUCUAUAAGUCUGAGGAGGUUGAGUAGUAAUUCUUAUGAGAGACGGAAUGAGCAGGACGUUGCAGAGAGUGGUUCGGACGAUUGGGAAAGCGAUUUGGUACCGAAUUUCCCGGCUACAGAGAUGGAAGGUGCCGGGGGGAGAUUGGUGGGUGUAGCACCUGGUGAUAUAGUCUGGGGUAAAGUCGUAGGGUUUCCAUGGUGGCCCGGGAGAGUGCUAAGCGUAACACCGACAGCUAGAGCCCACGUUGCAUGGUUUGCUUCAACCACAUCAUCACUAAUGCCAUGUGACAGUUUGAGUCCAUUUUUAGAGGAUUUCAAGAUGCGUUUCAACAAAAAAAAGAGAGGAGCUUACAAAGAGGCUGUAAAAAUGGCUACAAUAGAAGCAAAGAUGAAUGAAUCUCUAACACAGGACCCUCUAGGAAGCCCCACGCAGUCCAACCUAGUAAACCAAUCACCGAGGCCUAUAGAUGUUUUCUCGUAAAAUUGUUAUGGUAUGGUGUACUGCCAAAAUUCAAUGUAUGUGAUAUUUUUUAUUGUACUGCACAAAAUUGGUAUGUUGUAAGUUUCACUGUGAAAAUGUAAAUACUGUUCUUGUCUUUUCAAACUAUCAGGCCUAUUUCACUAACUUGACAAUGACCAUUACCUAGUGAUCCAAAAGACUCGAGUCUUUUAGCUCUUUUUUUAGGGCUCGCCUCAUCUCUUGACCCCUAAAAGUCUAAAAGCCUAUUUUACUAAUUAAAUAGACAUUUCUGGGUCAGUAAGUAACUUACUUAGCAUAAAUGUUUACCUAUUGAACCAGAAAUGUAUGGUGAACUGUCAAUGUCAGUGUGGUGAAACAGGGGCCAGGUUUUUCUUUGAUGUAUCGUUUAGAAAGCUGUUUAUCUUUCAAUCUCAAAAAACAUACUGUUACGAAGAUUAAGUUAAAGUUUUCCUAAAUUUUCCUACUUACAAUUUUAAUUAGGGAAAUUUAAAGUUUGAACGCAGCGGCCACUGUGCGCGGCGCGUCAAUUUGAACCUUGUCUAAAUGCACGAAAGUUGACAUUAGGUUGUAGUUGCGCGCGUAAUUCGACGUCUUUGUCGGUCAAUGUGUUAAGCUGUUUCAAUGGCAUUGCUAUUUCAUUACCAUGCAAUAAUGUGCUUUCCAAAUUACUUAUCGUCCAUUGAUUAGCUUCAUAGUAAUAUGUGACGUUCCACGAUAAAGGUACAUUAUGGCGGUGCUACGUGACGUAAGCGCCGACCGCCAUAAGGUAACUUUUUCCGUGGAACGUCACAUGUUGUUUAUAAUAGUUACAGUGGUUUGCUAUUAUUUUGACAGCAAAUGUGUAUUUCCAUUUGAUCAUUAGAAAAUUAUUUUAAAAUUGUCAGUAUACGAUUUUUUAUUUAAAGCUACAUUAACAGUAACUAUCAUUCAGUUAAGUAACAAUUGUUUUUCGGUUUAAAUGUUUUAUUGAACCUGAUAAACCCGUGAAAUCUGUAUAUUAUUAUGUAAUGCUAAAGGUUUAUUCGAGAAGAGAAAUCAUGAUUUGUGCAACAAUAAUAAUCAUUAAAAUGAAUGUGUACAAAAUUUUAUAUCAAUUUGCAACUGUGGGACAACAAAGUGAUUUACAAGGAUAAAAGAGAGACUUCACACUAGCGUCUUUCGAGUGUCGGCGUCUAGUGUAAGUUCUCAAAUUGCGGGCAUUUUUCUCUGUCACUCUUAUUACGCCUUCAUUGGAGUAAAAGAGAAAGAUCCCCGCAAUUUGCGAAUUUCGGUUUUCGCGGUAGCCGCUCUGAGGGCCUACCGCGCACUAACUUGUUGCCUCCCAGUCACACUUACGUACGAAAUUAUAAGUGCGACAGAGAGGCAACACGUCGUCAAAGUCUCUAAACCCUAAAUUUCUUUGGGGAUAAUAAAGGUUUGGGUUACUAAGCAUUUACACAUAUCUCUUGGUUAUAUCUUCAUUAUUUUUACAUUAUCUUUGUUUCAAAUAUUUGAAGAUACUUAUAUUGUUUAUCAUUGAUUUAUGUUACUAAUAGUUGAAAAGCCAAGAGAUCUCACAAGUUAAAAGCAAUCUUAUUGUUAUUUAAUUAUUAGUCAACAAAUUUUUAUUAGUGCUUCAUAGUUAUCUAUUGUUUUACAUUUACGAUGCUUACUGGAACUUUAUUACUUGUUUAUUCCAUAAUCUCUUUAUUUUGUAGCAUUAUCUUAGUUUUAGUUAGGUUUUUAAGGGUUAUUCCCGGUAGUUACCACCAAAGAGAAUUGCUGUUUGUGGUAACUACUGAGAUUUUUUUUUCACUUGUUACCUACUGGGGACACGUGAGAAAAAUAUUCUUAGUUGUUACCACUGGUGGUGGUAACUAGUGGGAAUAACCGUUUUGAAAUAGUGAUGUCAUGCCGCAAAGGCUAUAUAUACUUUUAGGAAACUGUAAUAUCAUGUAAUUAGUUAUUAGGUAAACAGUGUUUAUCUAAUAUGAAAAUCAGUGUUUACUAAACUCUGAAUUAUUUGCGUAUUUUUAACCUUUUGACCAAUUAUGUUAUUUCCAUUAUUUUAAGUUAGUCUGUUAUCAGUUAUAGUUAAACUUUACUACCUAUAAUUUUAAGUAAGAAGACAUGGUCUAUUUAAUAAGUGAGACCAUCAUACGGUGUGGGUUAAAAGGUUAAAUUUAUGCCAUUUAUCACAUGAUUCCAAUUUACAAGGGUGUGUGCAUUUAUGUACGAAAUGAAGGCACUGUGAUUCGUCUUUUAAAUAAAUAAACAUGUAACUAUUUUACUAAACAACAACAUAGUAUUUUUGUUUAUACAUUAAUGUAAGCAAAUUCUUAAUUGUAUGAGAAGUUCUGCCAAAGAAUGAUGAAAGAUCACGGAUGUCUUUAAGUAAAUGGAGUGCUUAUUUGCGCAAACAAAACUGUGAAAAGUAUUUGUAUCUUAACAAUAGGUACUGUGCAGUUUCUACACUAGACUAUUAAAAAAAACACUUUUUCUUUUGUUACAUAUUUUCCGUUAGACAAAAAACAAAGUUUGCACAGUAACUCUAAAGUGUCAUUCUAUGGAACUUGCUAACUAUGUAAACAAACCGCCAUAUUGAAAUUGUCUCUGAAUGAUGAAUUUACUAGUGACUUUUGUUUACAUAGUUAGCAAGUUCCAUAGAACACUUUAAAUAUAAAGUAUGAGGCCUAAUGAGAAAUACAGGUAAAGAGGAAAGGUUUAGGCACUUUAACCGUGGGCGUAAUUUCCCUUCUUAACCUGGAAGAAGAGUCUGUGGGGACUAGUUUCUCUAUAUUUCUAUAUAGGCGCAUUUAUCACUAUUUCGGAUUUUCACACCUAGUGUAGAUGCUGCUUUAUCUAAUUAAUAUGUAUCAAUAUUACAGGAAUUUAUAAUGUUAAUGCUGGGUUUUCCGUUGAAUUUCACAAUGUGUUCAUAUAGAAGGGACUUAAUGUAAAGUUUAGAUAGUUUUGUAAAGUUUAGAUGGUCGAUGCAUUUGUUGUGUAGGUAUCACUAUAAAGCAGCGGUCGGCAACCUGCGGCCCGCGGGCCGCAUGCGGCUCGUGAACCUGUCACUUGCGGCCCGAGUGCCGCCUUGGCUAUUUUGUAUGUAAUAGUGACAAACGACAAUGUCUCAUAAAGUCAAUAUUAAUAAAGUACAAAGUAAAAGGUUGCCGACCGCUGCUAUAAAGUAUUGUACGUACGGUCAGUAGCAGAUAUAAUGAUUAAUGAUGUACAAACAGCAACACUCACUGUACACCCAGUGGACCUUAUUACAAAAGGCAUAAGGUCCACCGAUGUACAGUUAACAGUGUGGGCGAUGGUACCUACCUAAUGUCCCGGACAAAUAGCCAAAAUGACAAUCGUUUGUAGAAAACGAAGCGACACUAUUGUCUCUAUCACUUCCAUAUUAGUGCGAUAGACAGAUGACUUUUCGUUUUGUUUCUCUGCGAACGAUUGUCAUCUUGGCUAGGCCCCCUUUUUAUCAUUAAACUUAUCCAUCGAAAAAACUUCUAGUGCUGAGGGCCUACCGAACCGCGAACCACGUUCGACGUGCUGCCUCUGUCGCACUUAUAAAUUCGUACGUUAGUGUGAUAGGGAGGUAACACGUUGAACGUGGUUCGCGGUAGGCCCUCUGAACACAGUCCAUCCCUAAGGAUCUCCACAACGACGGUAUCCCCGAUUCACGGUCGACAUUCUUUAUAUUUGCUUGUGACCAUAGAGAAAAUACAUAGAUUGCUCACUCCAUGUCCAUCAGUUAGAGAAAUAUAAUAUUUACAGUCACAGGCAUAGAGAAUGCUUGUGACUGUAAAUAUUAUAUUAUGCUGUUGAGAUAAGACUUUCCGGUCGGUGCUACAUCUAUUGUCAAGUAGCAGUACUGAUAGUUCCGCUACUCGAUGCUAGAUGUAGACACUGAAAUUAAAAGUGUUUUUGGUACUAAAACUGAUGUGUGGAGUGAGCAUACUUGUCUUAUUAUAUUUCUCUAUGCUUCUGACUGUAAAUAUUAUAUUUCUCUAACUAUGGUACCUAUCUACAAAGCAAACUCUAAAAAUGUGAAUUUUCUAAUAUUAUCUUUAUAUGUAAGUAGUCUUGUAUGUUGAUUGGCAUCAUAUUUGUAAGUAAAACUAUGUACUGCAAUCGGACUAGAGAAACUUGAAGGAAUUCAGUAAAAUAAGCCAUGUACGCUUACCACUUCAAUCUAUAUUUUAAACCAAUAUUAGAGAUAUAUUUUAUGAAUAACUAUCUAGCAGCGUCGGUGUUCAUUCGAUCAUUUAAGAUAUUCCAAACUGAUUGAAAAAUAAAUAAUUCUCGUAUUAAAA